UUGCGCCAUUUCCUGCCAACAGGCCUUGUGGAGACAUGUUUUUGUGGAAGUGGGAUGUCAUCGUGUGCCAAAGGCCCAUCAGAGGACACCAGCGAUAGCAAGUACGUGUGAUAAAGUAAAUGCCUCAAGAGAGGAAAUCCUGAGGACAGGGUGCUGCAGUCAGAUGUUGGAAAUGAUGAAAAGCUUUGACUUUAGUCACACAAAUAAGGUUAUAAGUUUCCUAGGUCAGUUUCUCUGCUCCGAGUCGUACUCUCUGCUAAUUCAUUUAUAAAUCAUUCUUUCAUAAGGUCCCAGUCUUUGAUUGUUUUUGUGUCCACGUCACCUUGCCUUCCUCCGAAUGUCUUCAAAGCUUUGCGUUUGACGUUUUAGCUAAAUCGCUUUCUCUUCUGGCCCAUUCUCCUCGAACAUAAGAUGGCUCUGGAGCUGACCUGUGCACGGUAUUUCCUUCCUUCUUUUCCUUUACUCUCCGGCAGUGACAGAGCGCAUGCACCCCAGAGAGCGGGCUCACCUCUAUUUAACCGAGUCAUUUGGUUCACAUGCUCAUAAAUCCUGCAGCGCUCUCACCGGUCAUCAUGACCAUGAUCUGGCUGAGUGUCACAUCGCUGCUGUCUAUUGCUCCGGUCUUCUCGGAUCGGAACGUGAGCCAGAUCAGAGUUUUCCCAGCAGGGAACCAGAGUGUCGCUGGAGUGAUCCAGGUGAGCUAUUUGAACGACUGGAACCAGGUCAAGUACGCCUACGAUGCCGUAGACGCCCGGAGCCUCUGCAGCUCCCUCGGGCUGCAGAUCGCCUCAAAAGCACAAGUAGAGAAGGCUCUGAGCAGAGGUUUGGAAACGUGCAGGUUUGGAUGGAUUGAUGAACAUUUGGCAGUCAUUCCUCGCAUACAUGCGCUCGCUAAUUGUGGAAAAAAUCAGACUGGGCUGGUGCCGUGGCGAGCCUCUCUAACACAAAAAUUUGAUGUCUUUUGCUUCAAUGAAUCAGAUGCAGCAACACAAUUGAAGGAUGCAACAACUGAUAGCCCUCUGAGCACCAGUUCUUACUCAAAAACCAGCACGCUUCCUUCUGAGGCGGCUUUUUCUCAGGGGACUCCUUCUGAGGAGGCUUCUUCUGAGGAGAUUCCUUUUAAGGAAACUCCUCCCGAGGAGGCUUCUUCUAAAGAAGCGCCGUCUCAGGAGGGUGACUGGUUUUUGACACCUAAAACCACGAUUUAUGAGGUGGAACCAGCUCGCUUCGUCAGCAGUACACACAGCUCUACAGGAGCAAAAAUUGUGCUCAUCACCUGCACCUGUGGCCUUCUCUUGGCUUUAGUGGCUGUAAUCAUGUACAUCAAACUAAAAAACUGCUCUUUGGGUUCUGAUCAAAAGCAGCAGCAGCCGGAGAACAUCCAGACACAAGAGUGGAAAUGUGAGAACGACGCAGAAACAAAGAUAAAUGUCCAGGAAGAUCAGAAGAUACACGAYGAAGACAGUACACAAUAAAAAAAGGUUAUUUUCUAAAGACUUGUUCUCUGGGUUUUGUUAAUAUAAUGUAUGGAAUAACUAUGAAGUAUUUUUUUUUGUAUUUAUGUGUAUUAUUUACUGUCGUGUGGUUUUACCACUAAAGGGAAAUGUUCAUGUAAAUUAAAUGUUGAAAAUGUUGUGUUUUGAUGCAUCAUUUCACAAAAUGAAUGUAAAACUUUGUGAAACAAACAUUUUUUGUAAUUUUAUCUGUGUUAAACGUUUUCUAAACU
Austrofundulus limnaeus is the source of this 1726-nucleotide messenger RNA. RefSeq names its product lymphatic vessel endothelial hyaluronic receptor 1a (gene lyve1a). Gene Ontology annotation, cellular component: plasma membrane. The transcript is spliced from 6 exons. Gene Ontology annotation, biological process: cell adhesion. The coding region runs from base 537 to 1475 and encodes 312 amino acids. Gene Ontology annotation, molecular function: hyaluronic acid binding; transmembrane signaling receptor activity. NCBI's taxonomy places the organism in Eukaryota, Metazoa, Chordata, Actinopteri, Cyprinodontiformes, Rivulidae. The record is from RefSeq and is a predicted model, not a curated record.